AUGCUGACGGAGAGAGUCCCUGUUGGCCUGAUGUCCUCAGUUGUAGCCCCAGAAAAGCCCACCUCCAACACCAUGGGCCCCAAAGAGGUGGAGCUGAUCCUGGUGAAGGAGCAGAAUGGGGUUCAGUUCACCUCGACCACCUUAGUGGCUCCAACCCCUACUCAGACCCACCCCAGUGGGGAGGAGGAGAGGGAGACCUGGGGGAAGAAAAUCGACUUCCUCCUGUCUGUGAUCGGGUUCGCCGUGGACCUCGCCAAUGUCUGGAGAUUCCCCUACCUUUGCUAUAAGAAUGGAGGAGGUGCAUUCCUGGUGCCAUACCUGUUCUUCAUGGUGAUAGCAGGCAUGCCUCUCUUCUACAUGGAGCUGGCUCUGGGACAGUAUAACAGAGAGGGGGCAGCAGGGGUCUGGAAGAUCUGCCCCAUAUUUAAAGGUGUAGGCUUUACAGUGAUCCUCAUUUCCCUCUACGUUGGUUUCUACUAUAAUGUGAUCAUCUCCUGGGCACUGUUCUACCUCUUCUCCUCGUUUACCAGCGAGCUACCGUGGGUCCACUGCAACAACACUUGGAACAGUCCUAACUGCUCUGACUGGGCUGACAACAGCUCAGUCAGUGACAUUUACAAGUCCACCCCUGCUCAGGAGUACUUUGAGCGAGGGGUGCUCCACAUCCAGGACAGUAAUGGUAUCAAUGAUCUGGGCCGUCCACGCUGGCAGUUGACUUCCUGUCUAGCUGUAGUCAUUGUUCUGCUCUACUUCAGUCUGUGGAAGGGAGUCAAGACCUCUGGCAAGGUUGUGUGGAUCACAGCCACAAUGCCCUAUGUGGUCUUGACUGUGCUGUUGCUCCGCGGAGUCACUCUGCCCGGAGCCAUCGAUGGCAUUAAGGCCUACCUCUCUGUGGACUUCCUGAGACUCUGUGACCCCAAGGUCUGGAUUGAGGCAGCGACACAGAUCUGUUUCUCUCUGGGAGUGGGGUUUGGUGUGCUAAUUGCCUUUUCCAGCUACAAUAAAUUCAGCAACAACUGUUACAGAGACGCCAUCAUCACCACCUCCAUCAACUCUUUGACCAGUUUCUUCUCCGGCUUUGUGGUCUUCUCCUUCCUUGGGUACAUGUCCUACAAGCACAACGUAGCCCUUGACAAAGUUGCCAGAGAUGGUGCUGGUUUGGUGUUUGUUAUUUACCCAGAAGCCAUUGCCACAUUACCAGGGUCAUCAGUGUGGGCGGUUAUCUUCUUCAUCAUGCUGUUGACACUGGGCAUUGACAGUGCUAUGGGUGGGAUGGAGUCGGUGAUCACAGGGCUGAUUGAUGAGUUUAAAUUCCUCCACAAGCACAGAGAGCUGUUCACCCUCUUCAUUGUUGUUUCCACCUUCCUCAUAUCCCUCUUCUGUGUUACAAAUGGAGGGAUGUAUGUGUUCACUCUGCUGGACCACUUUGCAGCAGGAACAUCGAUUCUCUUCGGAGUGCUUAUUGAAGCCAUCGGCAUUGCAUGGUUUUAUGGAGUAGACCGAUUCAGUGAUGACAUUGAGGAGAUGAUUGGCCAGCGACCAGGACUGUACUGGAGGCUGUGCUGGAAGUUUGUCAGCCCCUGCUUCCUCCUGUUCAUGGUGGUAGUGAGCUUUGCCACAUUUAACCCUCCAAACUACGGCACCUACAUGUUUCCUCCAUGGGCUAACAUGGUGGGGUGGUGUCUGGCCAUUUCCUCAAUGUCCAUGGUGCCUCUCUACGCCAUCUACAAACUCUGCACGCUGCCGGGAAAGUUUUGUGAUAGACUGGCUUAUGCUAUCACCCCAGAGACAGAGCAUCAUUUGGUAGACAAUGGGGAGGUUCGGCAGUUCACACUGCAUCACUGGUUGGUGGUCUGA
Messenger RNA from Morone saxatilis (striped sea-bass), 1857 nucleotides. RefSeq names its product solute carrier family 6 member 3 (gene slc6a3). Lineage: Eukaryota; Metazoa; Chordata; Actinopteri; Moronidae. Gene Ontology annotation, molecular function: dopamine:sodium symporter activity; norepinephrine:sodium symporter activity. The transcript has 15 exons. The coding region runs from base 1 to 1857 and encodes 618 amino acids. The record is from RefSeq and is a predicted model, not a curated record. Gene Ontology annotation, biological process: dopamine uptake involved in synaptic transmission; sodium ion transmembrane transport. Gene Ontology annotation, cellular component: neuron projection; presynaptic membrane; neuronal cell body membrane.